This is a messenger RNA of Octodon degus (degu), 6205 nucleotides long. RefSeq names its product ubinuclein 2 (gene Ubn2). Gene Ontology annotation, cellular component: nucleus. The record is from RefSeq and is a predicted model, not a curated record. NCBI's taxonomy places the organism in Eukaryota, Metazoa, Chordata, Mammalia, Rodentia, Octodontidae. The transcript is spliced from 19 exons. The coding region runs from base 500 to 4354 and encodes 1284 amino acids.
CCAGGGAGAACCCCAAGCGCGCCCCGGUUUCCGGGUGCGAAUAGGAAGCUCAUUGGGAAACCCCAGGCCCCUCCCUCGGAGCAAAGGCUCAGACGGCGUCCCUGUUUCCAAGGAAACAGCCCAGUGCCGUGACGUCACUUCCGCCAGCCUGUCUGGCCUCCAGACUGUUGGGAGGAAAAGAGGAAAACGGAGCAACAGCCACGACAGUGGACGCGAGCGUCUCCUCUUUGCGCAUGCGCCCGCUCAGCGGCCUGCUUCUAUUUAUGUGGGGGAUCCAACAUGGCGGCCGCGGCGACCCUGACGAUGGCGGUGGAGCCCAUCAGAACAUAGUAGCGGGGAAGGGGACGCGGUCGGCACUCACGGUGGCGUCGGCGGAGACGUCUGAGGGCGGUGGAGGGCAGAGAAGCGACGGAGUGCGGAAGGAAGGGCGGGCAGGCACGCGGCGCGGCGUAGAAGAGAGCGCCGGCUCGAGCGCAAGCCGAGGGCCAGAACAGUGGGGAUGGCGGAGCCGCGGCGAGUAGCGUUCAUUAGCCUGUCACCGGUAAGGCGGCGCGAGGUCGACUACCUGGGCGCCGAGCGCGAGCCCGAGUACCCCCGCGAUCCUCCCCGGCUGGAGCCGCAGCCGUACCGCGAGCCGGCCCGGGCGGAGCCGCCGGUCCCCCGGUGUGGACCACCAAGCCUGGCUUCCACAUCACAUAUUUUGUAUAAAAUGGAUGAAAAAUCUAAAGUUAAUAAUAAUGAGUUAAGAACAGAGGACAAAAUUACUGCAUCAAGUUUGCAUAAAAAACUCUUUCGUACAGAAGACCCACUUAAUGAUGAGCAUCAGGAGAGGCAAGAAGUGGAAAUGUUGGCUAAGAAGUUUGAAAUGAAAUAUGGUGGGAAACCUCGAAGACCCCGGAAGGAUCGGCUGCAAGACUUAAUUGAUAUAGGCUUCGGCUAUGAUGAGACAGAUCCAUUUAUUGAUAACUCAGAAGCUUAUGACGAAUUAGUUCCUGCUUCUCUAACAACAAAAUACGGAGGCUUUUAUAUCAACACGGGCACUCUGCAAUUCCGCCAAGCUUCGGAUACUGAAGAGGAAGACAUGACAGACAAUCAGAAGCACAAGCCGCCCAAGGUUCCCAAAAUAAAAGAAGAUGACAUUGAAUUGAAGAAGCGGAAGCGGAAAGAAGAAGGGGAAAAAGAGAAGAAGCCAAGGAAAAAAACACCCAAACAGCUGGGAGUUGUGGCUCUAAAUUCACACAAGUCUGAAAAAAAGAAAAAACGUUAUAAAGAUUCCUGUGCUCUCGCUGCCAUGAUCCGAAAGUUUCAGAAAGAAAAGGAUGCAUUAAAGAAGGAGUUCAACCCCAAAGUCCCCGGGACUUUGUCAACCUCCUCUGUGACUAAGCCUCCCUCUGCUGCCACAGCACUGAGGAACGAUGUCCCAGACUUAAAUUUGAACAGUGCUGAUCCAGACCUCCCCAUUUUUGUUAGCACAAAUGAACACGAACUAUUUCAGGAAGCUGAAAAUGCGCUGGAGAUGCUAAAUGAUUUUGACUUUGAAAGAUUACUGGAUACUGCUUCCGAUGGUAGCCCCCUGUCUGAGUCAGGGGGAGAGAACGGAAACACCCCCCAGCCACCCUUCGCCUCUCAGGUCAUGCCCAAGGUGAUACCCACACUCCCUGAGGGUCUGCCUGUACUUCUGGAAAAACGCAUCGAGGACCUCCGUGUAGCUGCCAAACUUUUUGAUGAAGAAGGAAGGAAAAAAUUCUUUACACAGGAUAUGAAUAAUAUUCUUCUGGACAUUGAGUUACAGCUCCAAGAGCUGGGCCCGGUCAUCCGUAGCGGCGUUUAUGCUCAUCUUGAAGCUUUUGUGCCGUGCAAUAGAGAAACACUGGUGAGACGCCUCAAGAAGUUGCACCUCCAUGUCCAGGAUGAUCGUUUAAGAGAGCCUCUGCAGAAACUGAAAUUGGCUGUUAGCAAUGUCAUGCCUGAACAGCUGUUUAAAUACCAGGAGGACUGCCAGGCGCGUAGUCAAGCUAAGUGUGCCAAGUUGCAAACAGAUGAAGAGCGAGAAAAAAACGGAUCAGAGGAAGAUGAUGAUGAGAAACCAGGAAAGCGAGUCAUAGGACCAAGAAAGAAAUUCCACUGGGACGACACCAUUAGAUCUUUGUUGUGUAACCUGGUUGAGAUCAAAUUGGGAUGCUAUGAAUUAGAGCCAAAUAAAAGCCAGUCUGCUGAAGAUUAUCUGAAAUCCUUCAUGGAGACAGAGGUGAAGCCCUUGUGGCCUAAGGGCUGGAUGCAGGCAAGAAUGCUUUUUAAGGAAAGCCGCAGUGUACAUAAUCAUCUUACUUCUGCUCCGGCAAAGAAAAAGGUGAUUCCUGCACCCAAACCCAAAGUAAAGGAGGUCGUGGUAAAGACUCUUCCUCUCCACUCUUUGCCCACUGUGCUUAAGGAGUGUAGUCCAAAGAAAGACCAGAAAGCCCCUGCAUCAUUGGCGGCUUCAGCCAGUGGUCCGUCCACGAGCUCCAGCACCUCCGUCGUUGCCUCUGCCAGCUCCGGCUCAGCCACAGCCCAGGAAACCAUCUGCCUCGAUGACUCACUGGAUGAGGACCUUGCCUUCCGCUCGCCUUCACUGGAUCUCGUUUCGGAAGCGUUAGCUGUCAUCAACAAUGGCAACAAGGGCCCGGCCGUUGGCUCAAGGAUAGGCAUGCCAACUUCUAAACCUCGGCCAGGACUGAGAGAGGAAAAGUUAGCAAGUAUCAUGAGCAAACUGCCGCUGGCUACACCCAAAAAGCUCGAUUCUACUCAGCCUGCACACUCAUCAAGUCUUAUCGCUGGUCAUACAGGGCCAGUACCAAAGAAACCCCAGGAUUUAGCUCAUACUGGCAUCUCUUCAGGCCUUAUUGCUGGUUCUUCAAUCCAGAACCCUAAAGUCUCCUUAGAACCUUUGCCUGCCAGGCUACUUCAGCAAGGACUCCAGAGGUCAAGCCAGAUUCAUGCUUCUUCAUCCUCACAGACUCAUGUCUCCUCUUCUUCCCAAGCCCAAGUUGCUGCUUCCUCUCAUACUCUGGGAACAUCAGAGGCCCAGGAUGCUUCUUCGUUAACACAAGUAACAAAGGUGCACCAGCAUUCAGCUGUCCAACAGAACUAUGUAUCUCCAUUACAAGCCACCAUUAGUAAAUCACAGACCAACCCAGUGGUGAAGUUAAGUAAUAAUCCCCAGCUGUCCUGUUCAUCCUCACUAAUUAAGACUUCCGAGAAGCCGCUGAUGUACCGCCUUCCCUUGUCUAACCCCUCCCCUGGAAAUGGUUCUCAAGGCUCCCACUCCCUGGUUUCUAGAACAGCACCAAACACCACUACCUCCUCUAAUUAUUUAGCCAAGGCUAUGGUGUCACAACUAACCACGCAGGGUUUCAAAUCUCCCUUCUCAAUGGCUGCAUCCCCUAAACUGGCCGCAUCUCCCAAACCUGCCACAUCGCCCAAACCCUUGCCCUCACCUAAGCCUUCUGCCUCACCCAAGCCCUCUCUGUCAGCUAAGCCUUCAGUAUCAACUAAACUUAUCUCCAAGUCCAAUCCAUCUCCCAAGCCCACUGUGUCCCCAAGUUCCUCUAGUCCAAAUGCACUAGUAGCCCAGAGUAGCCACUCUACUAGUAACAACCCAGUCCAUAAACAGCCCAGUGGAAUCAACAUCAGCAGACAGUCGCCCACCUUGAAUUUGUUGCCCUCGAAUCGCACUUCAGGCCUUCCUUCUACAAAGAAUCUUCAGGCCCCUUCAAAGCUAACAAACUCAUCAUCCACUGGAACUGUUGGCAAGAACAGCUUGAGUGGACCUGCAGUGAAUGUACCUGCCAGCAGAGGUAGCAACCAUAACUCAAGCGGCACUAGUAGGACUAGUCUGUCUGGGGGAACAGGAAGUGGAACACAGGGUGCUACUAAACCGUUGUCUACUCCACAUAGACCAUCCUCUGCCUCAGGGUCUUCAGUGGUAACAGCCAAUGUGCAGUCUACAGCAGGAGCAUCAUUAUUGGCUAAUGCCUCACCUCUGACCCUCAUGACAUCACCCUUGUCUGUAACAAAUCAAAAUGUGACUCCUUUUGGGAUGCUGGGUGGCCUUGUUCCAGUGACCAUGCCCUUCCAGUUUCCCUUGGAGCUACUCGGCUUCGGGACGGACACAGCUGGAGUGACAACCACCUCGGGAUCUACCUCAGCCGCCUUCCACCACAGCCUCACUCAGAAUUUACUAAAGGGUUUACAGCCAGGAGCUCAGCACACAGCAACACUUUCCCACUCACCUCUGCCUACACACUUACAGCAAACAUUUAAUGAUGGAGGCCAAAGUAAAGGGGACACAAAGUUACCGCGGAAAUCUCAGUGACUUCCCAGCAAGCAAAGAGAUGAAAUGUUUAGCUGGCUGAUGGGAUCUACCUGACUGGAAAGUCCUUACGUGGUCACAGGGCUGCUGUUUCUGUCGAUGUUUACAUUCUCGUCCCAAGCACUGUGGUGAGGAGGAAAAGGAAAGACAUCAUUACUUGAGCAAAGCCAGGUGCAGGAGGAAGAACCGCUUUUGUGCAAAGUUAGUGACCUUUGGUCUCUCCUAAAGAAAGACAAAGUUACUGUGUUAACUGACUCAAAAGAGAUUCAGCUGUCAAACCCACAGAAGUACAAAUUAGAUUUUUCCCCGGGGGAGGAGGAGGAAGUGGAGAGGAUUUGGGUAAAUGCCAUCCAUCCUGGGGGUUGGAUCUGAACACUUGUAGACAUGACCACAUAAUAGAAGCAGAAGCUCUUGAAUCAGGCCAGUUCAUCAAGAGUAACGAUCAUGUCUGCUCAAGGGAAGAGCAUAGCAGAUUUGCCACAAACGGAAUGAAUAACCUUAUGCCUGAUAACAGAUAGUAGCUGAAGAAAUACUUAGCCUCAAACAUCCUGAGCAAACUUGAAUCUUUCCCAGUAUGUAGCAACUCCCGUGCAAAUCAGUGGACUAAAGAUGCAUCAGGAAAUGUACUCGAGCACAGUGAUAUAUAUUACUAAGUCAUCUAGAUUUUUGGAAAUCAAGAAUUGAGCCUGUUACUCUUAACAGACAAAACGUAAUGUCCCCUUUUUGUAAAAGGGUCAAUUUCAUCUUCCAUUUAGAAGCAGGUACUUAACUCUUUUCUUCAGGUGAUUUAUGCAUCUGGUAUUGACUGGUUACUUUUUAUUUCUAGUCUUGAUGUUGAAAUGUGACGUGUUCACAUUUUUCACUUGAGAAAUAGGAAUCUUUGUUAUCGGGCUGCUGUUUUCCUGCGCUUCACCCUGGCAGGUCUCCUAACAAGAACUGUGAACUCCCCCAGUUCACCUCUCUUUACAACUUCAUGUUCUGUUCUUUUAGUACUAAUACUUCAGGUGAUUGUUAGCUAUUAAUUAAUAGAAGCAAGUAGCAGUGUAUACUACAUAUAUUUUUUUCAUUGUUCAUCCAAAUACAUACAUAGAUAUAUAAAUUUCUGGGUUUUGGUGGUAUUUUUAAGGAAAAAAAAUACAUUAGGAUCAUUAUAUAUACAAGAGUUGUCUUAUAACAAUCACAAUCUAAUUUACCUUCAUAUAUCCGUGUAGUAAAAUUGUUUGGAGCAUUUGGGAUCUUAAAGCUUUACCAAUAUUUACUCAGAGUGUUGAUUAUGUCCGUAAGCCUGCAGAGAAUAAGUUCCUUGGUUAUGUAGUUUCCUUAUGCAAAUAAUAGUUAACAAAGGGAGUUAAGAGAAACAUUUAUAUUUCCCUUUGGAUGCAUUUUAUGUUUCCUCAGCAUCAUUCUGGUAUCUCUUGAGUUCUAAACUUGUCAGUAUUUUCACACUCAACCCAACAAUUAUGUGAGCCCUUAAAUGUAUAACUUUAGGGGCCGGGGAGAUGGGGCUCAGUGGCAUAAGCACUUCCCUGACAAGUGCAAGGGCCUGAGUUCAAGCCUCAGUUCCGCAAAAAAAAAAAAAAAAAAAGUAUAACUUUAGUCCAUUUCUAUAAAACAGUAACACUCCCCCCAAAAAACAGCGCUAGACUAAUAGUCUAGAUUUCACUCAUAUUUUCAUUAUAUAUUACCCUCUGGCAUUAAGUUUAUUCAAAUAAGAGUAUUAACAAAAGUGUUUUUCUUUUAUAAGCAGAAGUCCAAAAUUGCCUGCAAGACUAUAAAUAACCACAGAUCCACUCAGAUCUGUAUGUCUAUAUUUUGACAGAUUGGCUUGCUUCAAGCAAAAAAAAAAAAAAAAAA